ACAAACACACGUAAAAGAAAAUAAUAAUAAUUACUGCGAUAAACUAGACAGACAGCAACCACAAUCAUCUCUACUGCUGAAGAUCGGAAUUUGAUUGUACUUUUCUCUCAUUUCUAGCAGUGUUUAGGCCCCAUUUUUGAUGGGGUCUAAACAAAGGACUGUGCUGUGCUGGGGGAUUGAGUGCUGUAGGCUUUCACAGCUCAUGUGGAGGUUUGCAGUCAGGGCAAAAAAGUGAACAAUGACAAGAAAACUCAGGGGAACAUCUUUAAAAUUCCCUCACGGAUAAAAGGAUAUCUUCAGGAUCAUAUCCCAAAUGGUUUCAGCACAACAUUGGAGCCUUUAAGAAGAGGAGCGCACUGAGAGAGUAAAGAUGUCUGAACUCAGCCAAGUCGCUGUAUACCCUGACUCCUCAGACAUUUAUAAGAAUGUCUUUUGCAAUCCCGCCUUUGAGCUGGAGGGGGAGAAGGAGGAGAGGGUGGAGGGAUUCAGGACAUCCUCUUCUACUCCUGAGCCAAUCAAACCGCCAGGAGCAAGCCUAGUCUGGGGAUUUUUUGGUGUGUGUGUGAUGCGUGUGCGUGCUCCGGGCUGCGGUUGGGGGGUGGUAGUGGUCUCUGCUGCUGUCCUGCUCCUAUUAGCAGCCCUAGGACUGAUGCUGGUCCUCAUUCUCACACAAAUAAAGAACCAGGCAGUGGAGGAUCAGGUGCUGACCACUGCCACUUCAGGCCUACAGCAUGCAGGAGAUGGACAGUCCCAAGCUUUACCUACAGUCCCUAUCAGCAGAAGUAAAGAGGACAGUACAGCUGCACCACAACCUGCCAGAAUCCCUCCAUCUGAACCAAGAUGUGGAGGUGUUUUAACUGACACUGAAGGAAGUUUCAGCUCUCCGAAUCACCCUGCGUCCUACCCCCCAAACUCGCUGUGUGUGUGGGUGAUUCAGGUCCCGCCCCCCUACCUUGUCCAGAUUCAUGUCUCCUCUUUGACCGUGGAGGGACCCUCUCCUUGCCUGUUUGACUGGGUGGAGGUGCGGGAGCAGAUCGAGCAGACUUCUGUGGUCACCAGGUUCUGUGGUAACGUAGCGCCACCGACGGUCAACACAAACAGCAGUACGGUGUGGGUCACCUUCCACUCUGAUGGCAGCAUCGCAGGCAACGGCUUCACUGCCCAGUACAGGGCCGUACUCCCCGGACACAAAAGCUGCUCCAGAGAAGAGUUCAUGUGCGACGGCGGCCGCUGCCUGCUGCCUGUGUCUGUGUGCGACGGUCAUCCAAACUGCCACGACCAGAUGGACGAGGCAAACUGCAGCCACAAGCACAAGGAAUGCGGUGGGCAGAAGAUUGGGCCGUAUGGUUACCUGGCAAGUCCAAACCACCCCGGGCCUUACCCUCACCAGCAGUUGUGUAUAUGGCGUAUAUCUGUUGAGGAGGGUCACGUGAUCACGCUGAGCUUCAGAAACUUCAGCCUGGAGACUCAGGAUGUGUGCGAGUUUGACUAUGUGGAGGUGCAUGACAGCGUCAGCACCGGAGCUGGAAGAGUCCUCGGAAGGUUUUGUGGUACCACCUUCCCCCCAGAGCUGACCUCCUCUGGCCCUCACAUGACAGUGGUGUUUGUGGCUGAUGAGGGAGUGGCCGACAGCGGCUUCAAUGCAACAUACCAGGCUGUGUCCGUGCUGGGCAGGACAUGCGGCCCCAGGCAGUUCGCCUGCAGCACAGGGGAGUGUGUUCAGCAGCAGUGGCUGUGUGACGGCUGGAACGACUGCCCCGAUGGUGCGGAUGAACAGGGCUGUGGCAACUCCACCUAUCCUCCCUUUACCUCGUCUUGUGAGCACAUUGAAGUAGAGAUGUGUCGGGGCCUCAGCUACAACUUCACCUCAUUCCCCAACAUCUGGCUGUCCAUUGCUGACCAGAGAGAAGCUGCCACCCUCCUGGGACAGUAUCGGGUGCUGAUGGAGCUGGCGUGCUUUGAGCCUCUGCAGAGGCUGGUUUGUGGGAUGUUUCUGCCCCAGUGUAGUCCUCAGGGCGGCGUCCUCCAACCCUGCCGCUCAGUCUGCUCCUCGGCCGAGCAGCAAUGCAGCCAAGCCCUGGAUCUCUUUUCCUUCAGCUGGCCCUUCAACUGCCACCUUCUCCCAGACUCACAGGACCCCUUGGAGUGCUCACUGCCUUGAAGCUGGGACAGUCCAGUUACCUUUGAGAUCAUAUCAGGCCCAUGCAGGAAAUACCCGAGCGUUCGAGGACCUUACUUACCUUAGUGGAAACAAAGGUUUACAGUUUUAAACACAGUUUGUAAUACAUGUGCUCAGUAUAUAUGAGACCACAUGCAGUUUUGAAGUAGACAGCUAAGUAAAAUGAAAGCUUUCGAUCUCCAACGGGAAUCAGACUGUUUUACUGUAAAUUGCCGUAUUUAUUUAAUGCUUUGAUGUCAAUCUUGUAAAUUAAAUAAACCAUGCAGAGAA
Molecule: messenger RNA, 2449 nt
Organism: Neolamprologus brichardi
Lineage: Eukaryota; Metazoa; Chordata; Actinopteri; Cichliformes; Cichlidae
Gene: mfrp
Product: membrane frizzled-related protein
Molecular function (GO): protein binding
Source: RefSeq, a predicted model, not a curated record